AUGAGUUCUAGUCCAUCUCGUGGAGUGCCACCGCCUCCACCAUUACCGCCGUCUGCACGGCCAAUGUCUACCACAGAAUCGAGAAGAACCAUUCCUGCACCUCCGCCUCCUUCACGCUCUCCUCUUGUCCGCAUGUCCACUAUUCCAGUUCAGCCCUCAUAUCAGACACUCGACAUCAGUUUUCCUGAACCUCCUCAAACAGAGGCAGGCAAAUGGACGUUUCAUUCGCAACGUGAAUUUCCUCCACCUCCUCCCUUUGAGAAAAAACUUAGACGCUACCCCACAGGAGCCGAAACAGGAUGUUCGAUCGCUAUUGAUCUGUCUCACUUGCAAGCUUACAGAUAG
Molecule: messenger RNA, 345 nt
Organism: Radiomyces spectabilis
Lineage: Eukaryota; Fungi; Mucoromycota; Mucoromycetes; Mucorales; Radiomycetaceae
Exons: 2
Coding region: 1-345 (114 amino acids)
Source: RefSeq, a predicted model, not a curated record